AUGGCCGCCACAGGGAGGAAUGCCGCCGGCCGCGCGCAGUUGAAGCAGCUGCGACAGCAUGUGACUGUGGGCGUGGUUGGCGGAUCCGAUCUGGUGAAGAUCACCGAGCAGCUCGGCAAAACUGGUGACGAACAUAGGCGCUCAAUCAUUGCACUGAUGAUGAACUCUGCAACGUUGGAAGUCCUGGGAGUUGAGAAGACUGCUUCACAACAAGAAAUAAAGAAGACAUAUCACAAAUUAGCUCUUCGCCUCCACCCAGAAUGUUUUUUUACAGAAGCCAAAGAGAAGUUUCAGCAACUGCAGAAGGUUAUAUCCAUUCUUGGAGAUUCUGAGAAGAGAGCUUUAUAUGAUCAGACUGGCAUCACUGAUGAUGAUGUGCGCAUCUCUUUUGUAGCACUCCAGUUCUACCUUUGA
Messenger RNA from Miscanthus lutarioriparius, 414 nucleotides. The record is from the annotation of a GenBank genome assembly. NCBI's taxonomy places the organism in Eukaryota, Viridiplantae, Streptophyta, Magnoliopsida, Poales, Poaceae.